This is a messenger RNA of Oikopleura dioica, 4074 nucleotides long. NCBI's taxonomy places the organism in Eukaryota, Metazoa, Chordata, Appendicularia, Copelata, Oikopleuridae. The record is from the annotation of a GenBank genome assembly.
AUGAUGAUCGAAGUAUUUUGGGCGAUUGGCACUUGUGUGGAAGUUAUCCUCGCGAUUCUGAUAAUGCCAAAGUACGGUUGGCGUGCUUUGUUAGGAGUUAGCGCGAUUCCACUGAUUCUUUUUACAAUUUCCUGCAGAUGGCUUCCUGAAUCGCCCCGAUACCACAUGCUUUCUGGAAAUCCGGAUAAGGCGCUGCUUACGCUUGAGUCUGUUUGCAAGACGAACGGAAAGCAGCUUCCUAAAGGAAGGCUCCUUACGACUGGAUCUGUUGAAUCUCGCGGAAGCAUAAGCGACUUGCUUAGCCCGCAAAUGAAGAAUACGACUCUUCUUUUGUGGCUCAUUUGGUUCGCAUGCGCUUUUAGUUAUUAUGGAAUCGUCUUGAUGACAACGGAAAUUCUUCAAGAACUCAAGGAAGGAACUUGUGACGCAAAGGAUCAGUGCAGUUUUAAUUGCCGCGAUUUAGACACGGGUGAUUAUAUCGAACUUUUGUGGACUACUCUUGCAGAAUUUCCCGGAUUAAUCGUUACUCUUCUCAUCCUUGAGUAUGUGGGCAGAAAAGCCACGCUUGCAGUUACGAUUUUUGGCUUCGCUAUCUUCACAUUUAUAACCCCGCAUGCCACAUCAGAGAAAGCCACUAUUUUUUGUCUAUUUGCUGCCCGCGCUUUCAUAUCUGGCUCAUUCCAAGCGGCAUAUGUUUAUACACCAGAAGUAUACCCUACAUCAAUGCGUGCGGUUGGGCUAGGAACAUGCAGCGGCUUUGCAAGAGUUGGUGCUCUUAUAACGCCUUUCAUCGCGCAAGUUCUCAUCCGGCAGAGUCAAGUCGCCGCUGCAUCUACAUAUGGCAUCGUGGCUUUGUUUAGUGGGGAUUGGAGUGGGCGGUACUCCACUAUGGAUCAUGGCGGCCCUAAAACGAUCGAAAUACCAAUUCGAAACUCGGAGGAAGUUAUCGAAUUGGAAUGCUCCAGUAUUCCUGAUGCUGGAGAGGUGCUCAACAUUUUGAGCAAUGAGGCCGCCCCCAUGCGCGUCUGGCUCGAACUUGCUCUUGAAUUCUGGCGCCAAGAUCGUCGAGACGAAUUUCAGCAAGUGUUGGAGGAGGCCCGCACGAAAGCAGGAAAGGACUACAUGGGCCACGAAAAGGAUACAAUGAGAUGCCUCGAUACUCUAGCAGCAUACAACGUCAUCUGUGGAAAGCAGGAAAUCGACAAGGAAAAACAAACCAAGUUUUUCAUGGAAGCUACAACUUUGUAUACUCUCGCCGAUAAAGUCAUUAUGUACGACCAAAGCCAUCUCCUCGGGCGCGCCUGCUUCUGCCUCCUCGAUAAAGGCGAUCAACUUGACCAGGCCGAUAAUCAGUUCAAUUUCGUUCUCGAUCAAGAUCCCAACUCCAUUCCAGCGCUCCUGGGAAAAGCCUGCAUUGCCUUCAACAAACGCGACUUCAAAGGCGCACUUGGGCAUUACAAAAAAUGUCUGCGACUGAAUCCUGGCUGUCCAGCUGAUAUUCGUCUCGGAAUGGGUCUUUGCUUCUAUCGAAUGAACAAGCUUGGUAAAGCCGUCGAUGCUUUCACACGGGCGCUUACAAUCAACAAGAGAUGCGUUGGAGCCCUUGUUGGUCUUGCCGUCAUCAACUUGAACCAAAGGGAUAUGACCUCUGUCAAAGAUGCAAUUACUCUCUUUUCUUCUGCAUAUAAAAUCGACAAGAAGAACGCCUUGGUUCAUAUUCAUCUUGCGAACCAUUUCUUUUUCCGAAACGCAAUAGAUAAAGCGCAGCAACUCGCAUUUCACGCUUUGCAUCACACCGAACAUCAGCAAAUUCGUGCGGAAGCGUGCUAUCAGCUCGGCCGGUGCCAUCAUAAGAGUGGCGAUUACGAACAAGCGUUUCGUUACUACAACCAAGCCGCGAACUUUUCAACGCCUAAGUAUGCACUGCCGUAUUAUUAUCUCGGUUGCAUGUAUCUUCAACGCGGUUCUCCCUCUGACAUUGAACAGGCAAUCAUUCUUUUCGAGAAGAUCCUCAAGGAGUACCCUAACGAGCAUGACACUAUGAAAGUUCUUGGUCACUUAUACGCCGACUCGACUGAUCCAGAAAAAUGUGCCCUUGCAAAAACUCACCUAGAGAAAGUGGUUGCUAAUAAUCCAAAAGAUUGGGAAGCGCUCAUUGACUACGCUCAGGUGCUGGAGCAGUUCACUCCAGAGAAAUCUCUUGAAACGUAUCGAAAGGUGAUCGAACUGAUGGAGUGCAUGGGAGUUGAUGUGCGUGCAGAAAUCUACAAUAAUAUUGGUACACUCCAAAUGCGCCUUGGGAAUCUCGAAGAUGCUAAAACGAAUCUGCAGUAUGCUGAAGAUAAAAUCAAGAUACUUGUCGAUGGUCCUGAUUACAUGUACUACAGGAGCCUUCAUAAUACAGUAAAGUAUAACUCCGCUCGAUUGAUGGAAAAGAUGUACAACUUCGACAAGGCGAUCUGGCUCUACAAAGAAAUCGUUAACAAUAACCCCAAGUACAUCGAUGCUAUUCUAAGACUAGGGUGUAUGCAUCGUGACAAGGGCCAAAUCUUCGACGCUUCGGACUUGUUCAAGGAAGGCUUGAACAUUGACCCAGAAAGUCCGGAUGCCUGGAGCUUGAUUGGAAAUCUCCACUUAGAAAAGGGAGAGUGGGGGACCGGACAGAAAAAGUUUGAAAGAAUUCUGAAAGCUGAAAGGACGGCAAAUGAUGCGUAUGCGAAUGUUGCGCUUGGAAAUGUAUGGCUCAAUAUGAUACAUGCACCAGCGAGGGAUCAAAUGAGACUCAAACGACAUCAAGAAAGAGCGUUGACCUUGUACAAGAAUGUAUUGCGUCAGGAUCCAAAGAACAUCUACGCUGCCAACGGCCUUGGAGCUGUUCUCGCUCACAGAGGAUAUACCAGCGAAGCAAGAGACAUUUUCUCACACGUCCGAGAGGCAACAUCUGAAAUGAAAGAUGUGUGGUUCAAUCUGGCGCAUAUCUACGUUGAGCAGAAGCAAUUUUCAAGUGCAAUUCAGAUGUACAAAAAUGCGAUGCGAACAUUCAACUUGCAAUCGGAUCCUGAUUGCCUCACAUAUCUUGCCCGAGCACUGUUCAAGAACAAUUUGAUGGAAGAAUGCAAGCAAUGUCUCAUAAAAGCAAGAAGGGUUGCGCCGCAGGAUACUGUUGUUCUCUAUAACUUGGCGUUGGUUAUGCAACAGCUAGCCGAGAGAAAGCUCAUCGCGUCUAAGAGCAAUCUCAAAGAGGUCGUUUGCGCUGUAAGAGAUCUGGAAUUGAGUGAGCGGUAUUUCGAAUGGCUCAGUGUUGCUGGAGACAAGCAUAAAUUCGCUUUGGUUGGGGCGAGCAAUGAAGCACGCAAGUGCAAGGAUAUCCUUACUCAAGCUCAUAUCUACGUCAAUCGAGCCAAAUUAGCUGAUGAUGAGGAACGUGCUCAUCGUGAACGAACUAAAGAAAGCGUCAAUCAAGCGACGUUGAAAAGAAAGCAAAAGGAGCAAGAGAGAAUCGCUGCGGCAGAAGCCAGACAGCGUGCGCUCGAAGUAAAACGAAACGAGUAUCGAGAAAAAACUGGUGCCGUCUUGGAGAAAGUCUACAAGCCAUCCGAAAAGUUCAAGGACAGCACGCCGAAACCGAAGGGCUCGAAAAAGCAACGUCGACGAAACGAAGGCGACGAUGGUCUCAUUAAUGACAACGAAUCUGAUGCUGAGGCCGGAUCUGCCCUUCGAGGAAGAAAGAAGAAGAAGAAACAACGAGACUCGGAUGAUGAGCGACCAGCGCCAUCGCGUUUCAAUCCCAAGCACAAAAGUAGAGAAGUCAUCGACGACGACUCGUCUUCCGACGAGGACUUCAACGCAAAGGCCCAUGUACAACAGCAAGCGAUGCUUUCGUCAAGCAGUGACGAGGAAGCCGGCCCACCAAAGCCACAGAAAGACACCUUGGCUAGUUCAAGCGAUGAAGACGCCCCUCCAGCGCCAUCGAACAAAACUGCCAUGUUGGAUAGUUCAAGUGAUGAGGAUAUGAAUUCCGAUACGGAGAAGAAGAAUACUAGCCGACCUGGAUUGGAUUCCGGUAACCGCUAA